AUGCGAGUUCGACGCACCGCUAAAGAUGGGCUUCUUCUGGAACUCCGGAAAUGCACAGCGGACACAACCCAGUCCCUUAAGGAGGCGAUCAGUCAAGUCCUUGGCGAGGAGGCAGGUGUGAAAGCUCUAACCCGCCAUAAGGCUGUAGCCAUUCACGGCAUGGACGAGAAAGCGACGCCCCAGGAAUUAGUGGCUAAGCUGGCUGACCAAGCCAAAGUCGAGGCGACGUCGCUUAGACUAAGAAGCUUCCGGUCUAGUUUUCGGAAUACGAUGUCAGCCGUGGUUUGUGCUCCCGAGGCAGUGGCAUUAAAACUCCUAGAGGUGGGCAGAGUUCGAAUUGGAUGGGAUAGCCGCCGAAUAAAGGAGCUAGAAGCGCAACCUGCGCGCUGUUUUCGAUGCCUAUGUGUUGGCCACAUCGCCGCAAACUGCCCAAGCGACACAGAUAGGUCAAAUUGCUGCUUCAGGUGUGGCAAUCCUGGUCACAAGUCUGCAGACUGCUCGGCCGCCGUCAAGUGCUUUUUAUGUGCCGAGAUGGGCUUGAGUCCCUUAAACCACAUAGCGGGUAGCCGCGCGUGCCCAUCCAGUGGUGCCCAGAGGAUGCAGAAAGACGCCAAAUGA
This is a messenger RNA of Drosophila willistoni, 618 nucleotides long. RefSeq lists its product as uncharacterized. The transcript has a single exon. The record is from RefSeq and is a predicted model, not a curated record. Gene Ontology annotation, molecular function: nucleic acid binding; zinc ion binding. The coding region runs from base 1 to 618 and encodes 205 amino acids. Lineage: Eukaryota; Metazoa; Arthropoda; Insecta; Diptera; Drosophilidae.